Branchiostoma belcheri (Belcher's lancelet) is the source of this 1138-nucleotide messenger RNA. RefSeq names its product DNA repair protein complementing XP-A cells homolog. Gene Ontology annotation, cellular component: nucleotide-excision repair factor 1 complex. Gene Ontology annotation, biological process: nucleotide-excision repair involved in interstrand cross-link repair; base-excision repair; UV-damage excision repair. The coding region runs from base 81 to 908 and encodes 275 amino acids. The transcript is spliced from 7 exons. The record is from RefSeq and is a predicted model, not a curated record. Lineage: Eukaryota; Metazoa; Chordata; Leptocardii; Amphioxiformes; Branchiostomatidae. Gene Ontology annotation, molecular function: damaged DNA binding.
CAAGAAAAGUAGAUUUCAACAUAUUGUACUGCUGAAUCAUACAGUGACAAAUCGCGUGCUAUGUUUCCCACAUUUGCUCAAUGGCGGCAACAACAGGCGGAAGUGUGGACGUCCAGCUAGAAAGUCCCCCCGAGCCGCUGUCAGAUGCACAGAGGGCGAAGAUUGAGCGCAACAGACAACGUGCUUUACUCUUGAGACAAGCGAGACUCUCCAGCAGACCGUAUACCGACCCUUCAGACAGGCCCAGGGGGCAGGGUAAGUCGAAGCUGCCGGGGAGAGUGAUUGACUCCGGGGCGGGGUUCCUGAUUGAGGAGGAUGAGGAGGGGGAGGACCCUACAGCUGACAUCAAGGUGGUGCACAGACCUGGUCCCAUCCUGGAGCCUGACCGUGUGGCCUGUGAGCUGUGCAGCAGUGAAAUCAGCGACUCCUUCCUCUAUAACAGCUUUGAUGUGCCAGUGUGUGAUGGGUGCAAAGACAUGGAGGAGAAGCACAAGUUGAUCACCAAGACUGAAGCCAAGCAGCAGUUCCUGCUGAAGGACUGUGACUUUGACCAGAGAGACCCUCCCCUGAGGUGUAUCAUCAGGAAGAACCCACACAACCAGAGAUGGGGCGACAUGAAACUCUUCCUGUUAUAUCAGGUGAGGAAAAGAGCUCAUGAGAUCUGGGGUGAUGAUGAAGGUCUGGAGCAGGAGAAGGAAAGGAGGGAGGAAAACAAGAGACUAAAGAAACAGAAGAAGUUUGACAAGGACAUCAAAGAGUUAAGAAAGGCAGUAAGGAGCAGUACUUGGACCAAGGACACGUCCUCUCACCAGCACGAGUUUGGACCAGAGUCGUAUGAUGAAGAGUCAGACAUGUACAGCAAGAAAUGUGCCACCUGUGGAUUUGUACAGUCUUAUGAGAAGAUGUAGAUAGCAAGGAAAGGGAUAUUGAAUCGUCAAGUAAUUAAUUCACAACCGCUUGUUUAAUAAGACUAAACAUUUUGAUGACCAUCUGUCAUCUUCAUCAGGGCCAAGUACUUAACUAGGCAAAAUAUCUAUUAUCAAAUUCAAAUAUGAUACUCAGGUACAGACAAUACUUAUUGAUGAUGUAGAUUUGACUAACCCUGCACAAAUUUUAAAAGAAAAUAUUUACUUGAAUG